Molecule: messenger RNA, 420 nt
Organism: Staurois parvus
Lineage: Eukaryota; Metazoa; Chordata; Amphibia; Anura; Ranidae
Source: the annotation of a GenBank genome assembly
ACCUGUUCCUCGGUCCAGCGGUGUCCUGCUUUCACCAGCCGUCUUCUCUCCCUGGUGCCGGAAUCUUCAGUGUGGGCACCAGGCUGUGACAGCUUGCGGCUUCACAGUAAAGUGCUCACUGCGCAUGCGCUUUGUGAAUGGCCCCGUAGUCUUCUGGGACCUGUCACGUGUCCCCCAAGACUAUGGGGAGGAAGGGGGGGGAUAAAUUUGGUCUCUGGUCAUCUCCUGUACUGUGUCUGCAGUCUCUGGUCAUCUCCUGUACUAUGUCCGCAGUCUCUGGUCAUCUCCUGUACUAUGUCAGCAGUCUCUGGUCAUCUCCUGUACUAUGUCCGCAGUCUCUGGUCAUCUCCUGUACUAUGUCCGCAGUCUCUGGUCAUCUCCUGUAAUAUGUCUGCAGUCUCUGGUCAUCUCCUGUACUAU